AUGCAAUUUGCAUUACCGCCACGAAAGACUUCUCGUCCUCCUAUUUAUUCUCGAUCAUCCCCUACAGCACUUCGACGGAGGCAGCUGAAAUCAUGUGCAGUUAUUAGCUGUAUUGUCGUCUCGAUUCUCUUUCUCGUCUUUCACCUUUUCUCUUCGGGCACCCCUUCAGUCGAUACCCCUGUAGCGGAUGGGCCUCCCGUGGUUAUUGUUACUGUCCUUGAUACGGAAUUAUUCAGUGACACAUAUAUACAACGGAUAAAGCAGAAUAGGGAGGACUAUGCGAAGCGUCAUGGAUACAUCAACUUUUUCGCUAAUACAGCGGAUUAUGUCCCCGUCAUGAACCUCCCGUCCGGAACUGUGGUCCCUCGAAGUUGGGCACUCGUUCCAGCAAUGCGACAUGCCAUGACAAAAUAUCCUGGAAGCACAUACUUUUUCCACCUUUCUCCCCAUUCCGUCAUCAUGGAUCCAUCCAUUUCUCUCGUGUCACACGUUCUAGAAAAGUCGAAACUGGAGUCACUCAUGAUCAAGGAUGCUCCUGUUGUCCCACCAGACAGUGUCAUAAAGACCUUUACCCAUCUCUCUGGAAAGGAUGUUGAUUUGGUUAUCACACAAGACGCAGAGAAUCUGUGCCCAGGGAGCUUCAUCAUCAAGAGAGGCCAGUGGGCUAAUUACUUUUUAGACGCGUGGUUUGACCCUCUUUAUAGGAGUUAUAACUUCGCAAAGGCUGAGAAUCAUGCCCUGGACCAUAUUGUACAAUGGCAUCCAACUAUUUUGGCCAGGCUCGCUCUUAUCCCUCAGAAGAUGAUAAAUGCUUAUUCCCACGAAGCUCCAAAGCCCGGCGCCAACGGGCUGUACACAGAAGGCGAUUUCAUCGUUCGUCUAGGCGGGUGUGAAUCUACACCUUCACGAAGCUGUGAAAGAGAAAUGGAACCUUACUGGAGCAAAUGGGCAAAGGCAAACGCCCAUGUUUAA
Messenger RNA from Microsporum canis CBS 113480, 972 nucleotides. RefSeq names its product mannosyltransferase complex component. Lineage: Eukaryota; Fungi; Ascomycota; Eurotiomycetes; Onygenales; Arthrodermataceae. Gene Ontology annotation, molecular function: alpha-1,6-mannosyltransferase activity. Gene Ontology annotation, biological process: protein N-linked glycosylation. Gene Ontology annotation, cellular component: Golgi membrane; mannan polymerase complex. The transcript is spliced from 3 exons. The coding region runs from base 1 to 972 and encodes 323 amino acids. The record is from RefSeq and is a predicted model, not a curated record.